This is a messenger RNA of Histoplasma capsulatum G186AR, 402 nucleotides long. RefSeq lists its product as uncharacterized. The coding region runs from base 1 to 402 and encodes 133 amino acids. NCBI's taxonomy places the organism in Eukaryota, Fungi, Ascomycota, Eurotiomycetes, Onygenales, Ajellomycetaceae. The record is from RefSeq and is a predicted model, not a curated record. The transcript is spliced from 3 exons.
AUGGCCCAUCCCAUGACACAGGAGUUAUAUCUCAUCGUGUCCGCGUCUCCCUUCGAUCUUGCUCGUCUUUUCUGCGCCUGUUCACCCUCGUUGAGGAACUCGUGUGUUCUCCGUAAGCAAUGUGCUGGAACUUGUUACCGGACAGCACAGCGAAGCACACCACAGCACAGCAUGGCAUGGCAAGCUCGACUUCUGAGGAACGGUGCUGCAGAAUUUGGAGAUCGAAGCGAGGGUUGUUCGUAUUUCCGUCGUCAUCGUGACCAGCCUGUUUCCGGCAGCCGAUACGUCACUUACCUCCGUGAUCUGCCCCUCCCGCAGGUUCGCUCCGUGGUCACCGCCCAAAGCCUGGGCCCGCGCUAUCCAGCAAGCUGUUUGCCGGACCCGCCAGGCGAGAAACGCUAA